UUAUUUUUCCUGUCCCUUGAAAUCUGAUGCAAGUUAAACCACUUAUUUAUACGAGGCAAAUUCCGUAGAGUUUGCGAAACCUGUGAGAGUCCAUCCCUCCGUGUGAAGCCCAGGCCGAGCUCCUGGGGUGCUGAGAGCCUAAGGCUGCAGCCCUGUCCCUGCCGUCUGCUCCCGCGGGCCGCGCCCCUCUCCCUGCCGGGGGCGAGCCCCAGAGGCCCCGCUAUGCCACCGGUCUGGGUUAACAGCACGGCAGGGGUGUGCCGGACGCUGGCGGGACCGGGCUGCGGCUCGGGAGCAGCUGGCACGGCGCCCCGGGCCGCCGGACGCUCCGCGCGGUGCCGGCCCCGCCGCCGAGCCCCGCAGGCCGCGCUGGAGGGGCGCCCCGGCCCUGGCGGCGGCAACGCCCCCCACAGGCGAGGCGAGGCGCGGCGCCGCUCCAGACCCGCCCGCGGGGCCGCCGCCCCGGGACCCGGUGCCGGCGCCGCCGCCCGGGGACGGGCCGGGGAGAAGGAGGAGGAGGAGCGGUGGCCCCACGGCCGCCCUGGUGCCGCCCGCGGUGCGGCCCUGCUCCCCGCCGCUCCUCGCCGCCAUGAGCGCCGGGCAGGCCGCGGGGGAGGAAGCGGACGCCGCCGCCGCGUCCCCGGCACUUCCCAGGGUGCUCUCGGCGCUCUUCUACGGGACGUGUUCCUUCCUCACCGUGUUGGUCAACAAGGUGCUCCUCAGCGCCUACAGAUGGCAGCCACUAUACUUAUCUUGUAUGUGUCAAAACUGAAUAAGAUUGUUCACUUUCCUGAUUUUGACAAAAGCAUACCUGUGAAGUUGUUUCCUCUGCCUCUGAUUUAUGUUGGAAACCACUUAAGUGGAUUAUCAAGUACCAGCAAACUCAGUUUGCCGAUGUUUACAGUGCUCAGGAAGUUUACCAUUCCACUUACUUUACUGCUGGAAAUCAUCAUACUUGGGAAACGAUACCCACUGAAUAUUAUAGUCAGCGUAUUUGCCAUCAUUCUUGGGGCUUUCAUAGCCGCUGGGUCUGAUCUGUCCUUCAAUCUGGAGGGCUACAUAUUUGUGUUGCUAAAUGAUAUCUUCACAGCAGCAAAUGGAGUUUAUACCAAGCAGAAAAUUGAUCCAAAGGAGUUGGGAAAAUACGGUGUCCUGUUUUAUAAUGCUUGUUUCAUGGUGAUUCCAACGGUUAUUAUUAGCUUUUCUACUGGAGACUUUCAGCAGGCAACACAUUUCCAGCACUGGACAAAUUUUUUAUUUGUCUUUCAAUUUAUUCUUUCCUGCUUGUUGGGGUUUCUCUUGAUGUAUUCUACUGUCCUGUGCAGUCAUUACAAUUCUGCACUCACAACAACGGUAGUCGGUGCCAUAAAGAAUAUAUCCAUUGCUUACAUUGGAAUGUUGAUUGGUGGAGAUUACAUAUUCUCCAUGUUAAACUUUGUAGGGCUAAAUAUUUGUAUGGCAGGAGGACUGAGAUACUCAUUUUUAACAUUAAGAGGAGACAGCAAGCCUGCACAACCUGGGGAUGAAGAGAAUACACUUCCAGUGUCAAAGAGUUAGACGAAACGCCUGCCUUGAUAGAGACUGAAGAUGCAAGUUUUUUUAACAUUGCCAAGACCUUAAAUAAGUAUAUGCUGGAACAUAUUUGGAAUAUCAAAAAAAAAAAUCUACCUCACUUGUCACAGACACGCACACAAUUCACUGGCUCAGACAUAUUCUUGCACACCAUGUUUUUUACAUGUAAACUAGUUGGAUUUUGGCCUUUUUUUAAUUCUGCAAGUCAUUUGAUAGGAGGGAAUUUUAUGAGAAAAUUUCAAAUCGUAAAUUUCUUCCUGUACUUGGGUGCUAUUUCAAUAAGAUAUUUGAGCUCUGUUUCAGUGACUGCCAGUAGUUUCUUGAAGCAAAACCCCCUGUAAAGAUCAUGAGGCUUAAUUCACCAUUGCCUUAUGCCAUAUGCAAUCUUUAAUAUCAGUGAGGAGGUGAAAGACCCUAGUGGUUCAUGUUGAUUUGUAUUUGCUCUUGAGUAAGUGAUAUAGAACAUACAGGGCAAAGAGGGUAUUCGCCUGCAGAUUGUUCCCUGUGUGUCAACUAAAAAAUUCAGGUAAUGUCCAUGUGUGUAAAUUGUGUAGGCAUUCUCUCUCUGUGUUUCUCUCAUCCUCAAUCACACCAUGGUGUUAUGCAGCAGUCAUCACUGUUAUUAAAAAUGAGCCCUCAUAACUUUGCAGCAAGUGAAGCAGAGUAGGGAAAUGAUGGGGGAUUUUUUACUAUUUAAAUAUUUUUUUGAACGCGUGUCUGUGAGCCAGUACCAACAAAUCUGUUUUUGUUAAGGUACAUUUUUCUUUUUAUACACGGUCCCCUCCUCUCACAUUUUGUCUGUAACCACCUUGCUGCAGAGAAGUGGUUGUGAAGCUGUGUGAAGCUAGCAUGUGAAGCUGCUAGUUUAUGUCUAUGUGUUACUAUGUACUACUAUGAACAAACAUAGUAGGGAAGGGAAACAGAUAUGUGAAAGACUGACUUGUUUUUCAAUAAGGAGAAAUGGCUAGUGUCCUGUUGUGUCUCGUAUAUACAGUAAAAGCUUAUCUAAUACUAGUUUAUGCUUUUGAUUCUAUGCAAGGAAUCAUAAUGAGCCUGGGGAUUACUACAGUAGGCUCAGCUGGUACAGGGGUUAAGGGGCCCAGACUGAUGGUCUGAGUUAUCAUCUGGGACAAUAGCACCCAUAUCUAUAUUUCAAUAACACCUAUAUCUGUAUUUCCUUCUUUGGAAAUACUUGGUAAUAUUUACCUGUAUCUGAGGAUAAAGUGUUAACCUUUGAAAACAUGAUAGGAGCAUUGAAGUGUUGGAAGACAGCAGAGAAAUUAAUCUUGUAGAAGUUCUCAAUUCCCUGCAAGCAUGAACCAAGAUUUUUGAAAAUAAUCAAAUUGGAAGAUUUUGGAAGACUUUGACACGGAACCAGGGUGAUCUAAUGACAUAUUUGAUCCCCACUUAAAUUAAAAUACAACUAAGAAAAUCUGAAAAGCACUACUCUGUGUGUAGCACAUCAAUGACCAGUCUGAAUUAGAUCUGCAAAACACGUGGGUAACUAAUACCAGAACCUUCAGGGAGUCACUCCCCACAUGGAUUUGAAUGGCAAGAGGAGCAGUGACUGCUGAUACUAGAAGUGUCAUUUAAAGGCACAGUCAAAGUGAGAAAAUAAAUCUGAGCUAUCCAUUUUCUUACAAUUGGCUAAGAAUAUGAUCUUCAUUUCUAUCUGCUGAAGGCCUUUGAAGGGAAAGCGUUGCUGCAAAUAUUUUUCAGUGAUCUUCUGUUUUUAAAGAUUUCCUUUAUGCUUAAAAACCUUCAAUAUUUUUGAGUGUAUUCUUUUAUAAUGCUCCUCUUUCUUUAGAUCAUCUCUACCUCCACAAUUCCAAUUACUGAACCUUAACUCUUUGACAUGAGACAAGGUAUUGGAAGGUUUUCAUUAAUUUUGAAAUUAGUAUGAGUGCCAUUUGAUUGCAAUACUGAUGAACACACAGAGGCACCUGCUAAGUAAGAUGUAGUUCCCACAAAGGAACGCCUAACAUAUGCAUAUAAUUCAUUAAUAUUUUUC
This is a messenger RNA of Poecile atricapillus (Black-capped chickadee), 3583 nucleotides long. RefSeq names its product solute carrier family 35 member D2 (gene SLC35D2). Gene Ontology annotation, molecular function: GDP-fucose transmembrane transporter activity; antiporter activity. The coding region runs from base 223 to 1557 and encodes 444 amino acids. The transcript has 11 exons. The record is from RefSeq and is a predicted model, not a curated record. Lineage: Eukaryota; Metazoa; Chordata; Aves; Passeriformes; Paridae. Gene Ontology annotation, cellular component: Golgi apparatus.